Helicoverpa armigera (cotton bollworm) is the source of this 1346-nucleotide messenger RNA. RefSeq names its product serpin B5. The transcript has 2 exons. Bases 29 to 1342 code for a protein of 437 amino acids. Gene Ontology annotation, molecular function: serine-type endopeptidase inhibitor activity. NCBI's taxonomy places the organism in Eukaryota, Metazoa, Arthropoda, Insecta, Lepidoptera, Noctuidae. The record is from RefSeq and is a predicted model, not a curated record.
AUUAACUUUAGUCGUUGUAUUAGUCACCAUGAGGCUGGCCAUCGUAAUUUUGUCCCUGUGCAUAGCCCACGGGGCUUAUAGCCAGGGUCUAUUCAGCAGCAUCAUGCGAGCCCCGAGUGAAAUAGCCAACGGAGCCGGGAAUAUACUCUCCGGGAUAUUCGGAGGAGGCAAAUCAGAAGACCCUUGCUCCAAAAAUGUGAUGGAAGAGUACAAAAAAUCCGUCACUGCGUUCCAUAAUAAGUUGUACACAAACAUCGCAGCUCGGAGCGAUAACCACUUCGUGUUCUCUCCGUAUUCAGUCUGGCUGUCUUUAGCCGCUCUAGCUGAAGGCUCCGAUGCGUCAGUCAAGAAUCAAAUCUUGAGCUCCAUCAAUAUGCCCUUACAAUGGUGUCGGAGAAAGAAGUUCUAUGACAUCGCGUUAAACGUUGAACCAGAAGGCCGGGAUGUGACUCUCAAACGGCGGAGAAGUCUGAUCCUCGAUGAAGACGUGAAGGUUCUAUCAUCCUGGGGCCGGCUGAUGCGUUCCACUGGACUUCUGAACUACGCCUAUGCUCCAAUCAAGAGGAAUCCCAGAGCUACUUCCAAAAAAGUGCGUAACUUCAUAGGAACUCGGUCUAAUAUUGUCCUGAAAGGUAACUCUGUUCUUCUGGAUUCAUUGGACUUCAAUGGUCUUUGGACAACGUCGUUCCCUGAAGCUGGUAUUCGCAGUCAGCCGUUUUUCAACGAAUUGGGACAGAAGAUUGGGACUGUUCAAAUGAUGCAUUUGAAGAAGAAGGUGCGGCUAGCUCAUGCUCCUUUCAUGGGGGCCAAGGUUUUGGAACUGCCUGUGGGUACCAACGGCCGGUAUACCAUGCUGAUAGCUGUGGGCACUGGGAACGGAAUCCUGAAGAACGCCAUCGCGAUCUUCAUGGGAUCUAUCAUGGAGAUAUUCUCGCUGCUGCAAAUGAGCUUGUUCCCGCUGGAUGUAGCGGUGCCGAUGUUCCAAUUGUCCUCAGAGUAUGAUCUGCGGCCUGCGCUAGAAGAUACUGGUAUUCGCCAGUUCUGGAGAAACCCAGAAGCCACAAAGCUCGUAUCAAACCCUCCAGCGACUCCCGGCGGUCUAAUCCAGCGGGUGUCUAUCAAGAUCGGCAGCGAGGGCGUUGAACCACCGCCCUCAGCCGGCAAGGGUCUUUUCGAUGGCAUCGCAAACUUAGCUUCAGACACAGCGACUGGUGUUGCGUCAGCCGUUGGUCAUGAGUUUACUGCUGACAGACCGUUCAUGUUUGCUCUAUUUGAUACGGAAACUAGGACCUGCUUGUAUGCGGGAGCGUUUUCGAGACCUAAUGCUAUGAAGAGGUUGUAAAUGA